This is a messenger RNA of Hyaena hyaena (striped hyena), 2451 nucleotides long. It is a transcript of the gene GBP5, whose product is annotated as guanylate binding protein 5. The transcript has 11 exons. Gene Ontology annotation, molecular function: GTPase activity; GTP binding. NCBI's taxonomy places the organism in Eukaryota, Metazoa, Chordata, Mammalia, Carnivora, Hyaenidae. The record is from RefSeq and is a predicted model, not a curated record. Bases 71 to 1834 code for a protein of 587 amino acids.
CAGCUUGCUUACCAGCUCUCAAGGAUCUCUGCUACUAAUUUUACAGUUAAGACCAGGGAACACCGUGAACAUGGAAUCAGAGAUCUGCAUGCUGGCCCCAGUGUGCCUCAUUGAGAACACUGAAGGGCAACUGGUGGUUAAUCAGGAAGCUUUGGAGAUCCUGUCAGCCACCAAGAAUCCUCUCGUGGUGGUGGCUAUUGUGGGCCUCUACCGCACAGGCAAAUCCUACCUGAUGAACAAGCUGGCUGGGAAGAACAAGGGCUUCUCUAUUGGAUCCACAGUACAAUCUCACACCAAGGGAAUCUGGAUGUGGUGUGUGCCUCAUCCCAAGAAGCCAGACCACACCCUAGUUCUUCUUGACACAGAGGGCCUAGGAGAUGUAGAGAAGGGUGACAAGAAUAAUGAUAUCCAGAUAUUUGCACUGGCAAUACUACUGAGUAGUACCUUUGUAUACAACACUAUGAACAAAAUUGACCAGAGGGCUAUGGACUUAUUGCACUAUGUGACAGAACUGUCAAAUCUGCUUUGGACAGUAUCCUCACCUGAUCUUGAUGGGGUUGAAGAUACAACUAACUUCGCUAGUUUCUAUCCAGACUUAGUGUGGACUCUGAGAGAUUUCUACCUAGCCCUAGAAAUAGAUGGGCAACUUAUCACAGAGGAUGAAUACCUGGAGAAUUCACUGAAGCUAAAGCAAGGCACUGAUAAAACUCUUCAAAAUUUCAAUUUGCCCCGUCUCUGUAUAAAAGAAUUCUUUCCAAUAAGGAAAUGCUUUAUCUUUGACUCUCCUGCUCACUGCAAGAAGCUUGCCCAGCUUGAGAUGCUGGAUAAUGAUGAGCUGGAUCCUGAGUUUGUGCAACAAGUGGCAGCAUUCUGUUCCUACAUCUUCAACCAUUCCAAGACUAAGACUCUUUCAGGAGGCAUCAAGGUCAAUGGACCCUAUCUAAAGAGCCUAGUGCAGACCUGUGUUAAUGCCAUCAGCCGUGGGGAUCUGCCAUGCACGGAGAACUCAGUUGUGGCCUUGGCCCAGUUUAAGAACUCAGCAGCAGUGAAAAAGGCCAUUGUCCACUAUGACCAGCAGAUGGGCCAGAAGCUACAGCUGCCCACAGAAACUGCCUCCGAGCUCCUGGACCUGCACAGGGCCUGUGAAAAAGAGGCCAUAGAAGUCUUCAUGAAGAACUCUUUCAAGGAUGUGAACCAAAAGUUCCAGAAGGAAUUAGAGGCUCUGCUAGAAGCCAAGAAGGAUGACUUUCAUAACCAGAACAUGGAGGCAUCAUCGAACCGUUGCUCAGCUUUACUUCAGGCUAUCUUUGGCCCUCUAGAAAAUGAGGUGAGGCAGGGGAUUUAUUCAAAGCCAGGAGGACACAGUCUCUUCAUUCAGAAGACAGAAGAGCUGAAAGCAAGGUACUAUCAGGAGCCCAGGAAAGGAACACAGGCUGAGAAAGCUCUGCAGGAAUAUUUGCAGUCCCAACAGUCUACGAGCGAUACCAUCCUACAGACAGACCUGGCUCUCACAGCAAGGCAAAAGGAGAUAGACGAGGCACAUAGGAAAGCAGAGGCUGCAAAGAUUGUAGCACAAAGGUUGCAGGAAAUUCAAAGGCAUAACCAGCAAAUGUUGGAGGAAAGGCAGCGACUCCAUCUGCAACAAGUGAGACAAAUGGAAAUAUUCCAACAGAACCAAAGAAGACAACAGCAGAUGGCCCUGGAACGUCGACAGCAGGAAGAGACUGAAAAGCUCAAAAGGGAAAUCGAAGAUGAACGCAGAAGACUUCAAAAUGAAAUCCAUUAUCUCCAGAGGAAUGUUGACUCACGAGAUGAUACAUGCAUCCUACUCUAAAGAGCUAAACAUCAGAACUUUUCUCAUUCACCUUCACUAAAGACAAAAAAAGAAUGAGGAACUAUAGAACUUGGGAUAAUCACUACUUCAAUAAACUUCACGAUUAUUGUAUCAAACUUUUGUACAGUUAUAAAGUUACAAGACUUGUAAUUAGUAAAAUGUACAUCUCAAUAAUUCCAUAGUUUAAUUGAUGGUAGUUUCCUUAAAGAGGCUGUGAAUUGUGUAAUAAGGGAAUUUUAUCAAUGUCUCUAUUCCCGGUGAUAUUGGGUUGGUUCCAUCCUGGAAAACUUUGUCUUACAACCCAAUUCCAUCCCUCUAAUUUUGCAUUAAUGCACUGGGGGAACUGGAAGUGGCCUAAGGAGUGUUAUUCACAAUGAGCUAGGUCAAGUAGAAUUUGGCCAAAGUCCUGGGCUGAGUUGGGCAUCACUCCUGCCAAGUGGUCUUGCGCUGGAUGCCAUCAGAGGGAGGCACCAAUGGUAAGGACAAUUAACCUCAUUUCUUAGGGAAACAAUAUAUGGUUCUCAAGUGGGUAUAGGCUCUAGGAGCAAUGAUGUGAACCCUGAGUACAGUUAGUAAACAGUCUGCUUAGAUUUUAAGCUGAAAAAAAAAAAACCCAC